Molecule: messenger RNA, 9143 nt
Organism: Podarcis lilfordi (Lilford's wall lizard)
Lineage: Eukaryota; Metazoa; Chordata; Lepidosauria; Squamata; Lacertidae
Source: the annotation of a GenBank genome assembly
AUGAAGUCCCACACCACUUGCCACCCUCAAUCUAAUCCAGCUCUUGGGUCAGAGUUAAUCAGCCAGCAAUGUGAUGAAUACCUAACAGCAGCUAAACAUUGCAGGAGGAGAUUAUCUGCCUCAAAAGAGCAAUCACAGAUAUCUACAGCAACACAGAAUGUCCUUAUUAGGUUGAGCAGCUUCCUUCUAACAAAAAACACUGGAAGAAAGAUAUAUGCCGUUUUGAAAGGUUUAUGCAUUUUUAGGGUAUCAAAAAAAAAAGCAGUCUCUCGCUCAGGUGCUGGUUUGCUCUGCGGGGUUGGGGAGCGUGAGUCUCCAUUUGGAUUGCGAAAUCAUUACUACACUCCUCCAACCCAGAGCUCCUAUCUUUUGGAAUAAACAAGGAGAAAAUAACAAACCCAAAUCUGUAAAGACUUUGUUUUGAAUGCAAGUUUCCUCCUACACUUUCUACGGGACUGUCCACCGCCUCCUCCCCCCAGCCCUUGGCAACUUUCCCAUUGAUUUCAGGGGAACAAUGAUUCAGUGAAAUCUACAAAAAGAAACUUACCAGAAAUUUACCAGCUGCUGAAUGAAGGAGAGAGGCAGAGAGAGAUAUAGAGAGGGAGAGAGGGAGAAUACACACACACAUAAAGUCACUUUAGUGAAAAACAUAAAAGAACGCUUAGCUUUUGGAAAGAAAAUCUCUUGCUUAUUCUUCCAAAAACCAUCAAAGGCUGAUUUUAAAGGGAAUUUUCUAUUUAUUGAUUUAUCAUCAUCAUCAUCAUCAUCAUCAUCAUCUCUCUUGCCUUUUAUCCAUUUCUCUUUCCUGCCUUGAAGCUGUGCAAGAAGGAACAUAUAGGCCUGGGAGAUGCACUCACCCGUUCCAAAGGAUAGAUGUCGCACCAGAGCCCCCUGUCCUUCCCCAAAUGAGUUAUCUGAAUUUCAAGUUACAAGACAAACAACUGUGCAAGCUUGAGGAGGAGGCUGCCAGCUCUGUUUUGGAGCAAACUGAGAGCAGUGGGAAGAAAGAGAAAAAGAGAGGGCACACACACAAACAUCUCUCCUCAAGAGCCCAGAUGAAAACAAGGCAUCUGCUGGUUUUUGAAGAACAAACUUUGAGCCAUGUGUGUCUUCUGAUUCAGCAAGGACUCUCUGUGUGUGGGAACAGCUGCUGAAGCGCUGAAGUUGUCCAUCACUCUCUAGAAUACAGGAGUGACAGAACGGGAGGUUUGGGCAGAAAGCAUCAGCUUCAAGAACUACAAGCAGCAGUUGCUGCUGCUGCUGCUGCUGCUGCUGAUUCAGUCCGCUGAGCCAACGCUGCUGACUGCAAGAGGAGCCAGUAUUUCCCUUCCAAAGAAAGAGAAAGGUAAAUGAAGGAGCUUUGUAGCUAGAUGUGUAGAAUAAUAUCUCCAAGCAACAGUGUCUAGAUGGGUUUUUUUAAAGGGGAAGGGGUUGAGGGACUUUGUAGCGGAGAGCAGAGCUAGCUAUUCUGCAUUGUUUCUUAUGAUCUUUUCUCUUCUUUUUCCCCUGUCUGUUGAGCAUGAAAGGACAGUAAAUAAAGUGUGAGAGAACUGAAGCUUGCCAUUAUAUACCCUGUGGAUGCUGUGCAGCAGUUUUGUCUGCUUUAGAUGCUCUGGGGCAAGCAUCAAGACAGAAAAGAAAAGAAAUAGGUUAGAUAGCCCCCCAAAGCAGGUUUCUGAUGCAGGUUGUCUGUCCAUCCCCAUGACAUUUCUCUAUACCUGGAUCAUCUUUAUGUGUUCUCCCUGGUGCCUACCUUGCAUAUACAGGAUUGGGGGAAAGGGGAUGAGUGUGUUUUAAAUCACUUUUAAGAACUGAGCCGUAUGAGACAUGGAAUUUCAAUCUCAGCUGCUCCACAAGCAAAUAUAGGGAUGGGAUGUGACUGGGAAAGAUACCAGUUUAGGACCCACUGAUGCUUUUACAUUAGAAAUGCAUAGCCGAGAGGCUCUAGAAAAGGGACGGGGAAGUUGGCAAAGACAAGCCACCAGCUGGCUUGUGGAGUGACCUUACUGUCAUCAUUUGUUCGCUCUGUGUCUUUUAUCAAGCAGAUGAUGAUGAUAUGCUGUUAGAAAACUAGCUGGAGUAGUUCCUUGAGAGAAAGUGCUAACAUUCAACAUGUGGAUGUAAGGAUGGGCUAAUAUGAUACCCUUAAAUUAGUGAUGGACUUAAAUAGCAUGAACCUGAUAUUAAAAAGCCUCUAUCUAUCUAUCUAUCAUCUAUCUAUCUAUAUCUCAUAACUAGUAAAUGGGCAAGACAUCCUUGUUCAUUUUUUAUAAUGUACUGUUUGGGUGGGUGUGCACAUGCACGCACACACACACACACACACACACACACCCUGAGGGGUGUUCUGUGAGACAAUAAAGGUGAUUUUGGUGAGUCAGAAAAGCUGCAGCAACACGGAGAAGGGAAGAGAGAGAGUCUGUGUGGUGCAUGAAAGACAACAGCUUCACUUUGCUUUGGAAUUUCAGAGGCAAUUAGAAGAAUGGUGGCUGCAGGAAUCAAAGUGGACCUCCAUGCACUAAGCUACAGAGCUAACAGAUGGAAUGCUUAGAAGCCCUUUCAGAAUCAAUACCUGGGCAAAUGGAACCAGAUUGCAACAAAAGUGUCAUAAAGCAAUACGAAUAAGACUGCAAUCUGGGUGCUCUACUGAAAAACUACCAGUUGCAUGCCAUGCUAGUUUCUACUCAGAGAAAAAAAAAAGUUAAUGGCUAUGGCUUACUUAGGUUCAUUGAUUUCCAUGAGUCUAUUCAGAGUUUAAAUUAGCUGGAUGCAACCCAAUGUCUCAGUUUACUUCUGUAGCUCUGCACCUCCACUUGUUGAGGAGUGCCUAUACCAAGAGAACCAAUGUGGUUUAGUGGUUGCAGCAUCAGACUGGGGCCUGGGAGACUAGGGUUCAAAGCCACAUUCAGACAUGAAGCUUGCCUUGGGCUAGUCCCCCACCUCACAAGGUUGUUGUGAGUAUAUUAUGGAGAGGAGAGGACUGAAUAUAUUCCCCCUUGAACUGCUUGAAGGAAAGGUGAGAUAUACAGAGAAUCAUAGAAUUGUAAUAAUAAUAAAAAUAAAUAUAAAUUUUAUUAUUUGUACCCCACCCUUGAGGGUCCAGCCUCCUGCAAUGCAGGAAUCUUUUGCCCAGUGUGGGGCUCAAAUUCAUGACCCUGACAUUAAGAGUCUCAUGCUCUACCGAGUGAGCUAUUGAGGGGAUAUAUGUAAUAAUAAAUAGUAAAGUAAAUACCUCUACUAAGGUAAUAAAUUAGACAGUUUAGUGAAGGUGGGGAAUGAGGUUGAGUACCAAGUACCAGUGCCACUUGCUUGACCUUGGGCAAGACAUUCAAACUGCCUUUGCUUUGCUUCCCACCUCUUUAAGAUGAGGUUGCAGUGGAAUGCUGAAAAGGGGGUUUGGGUUUUUUUGGGGGGGUUAUGUAAAAGAGAGCUACAGACUAAAUCUGCAUGGGAAAGAAAAAAUAUUAUUGCCAAUACAACAUACACAAGUAUUAAUGUGUGUGUGUAAUAGUGGGAUGUACAAAUCUGUCAAGAUGGACUAUGAACAGCUGAUUAUGAUAUUAAGGACCAUUAGACAGACAGAGAGAUAGAUUAGAUAGAUUAGAUAGAUAGAUAGAUAGAUAGAUAGAUAGAUAGAUGAUAGAUAGAUAGAUUAUAGAUAAAUAGAUAGAUAGAUGAUGAUUGAUAGAUAGAUGUUUUCAUUGCAACACAAUAAAUGGCGGGGGUUGUGUUUCAAACAGGGCACAAAGCAUUGAUCAAUUAAUUGCUACAACUGGGCUGAUUCAAUGGCAGAUAAUGCUUUUUAAGUGGACCUGUGAUUUAUUAGACUUCACUAUCUAGGUCAUACAACAUCCUCGGCUUAAAUGUGGGACAGAAGCUCUCUGCGUGACAUCCAAACACAGGGAUAAAGCACCUUGACAUGAAGAACACCAAACUUCAUAGUGGGAAAACGCAAUGAAGUUAUUUACUGGGGGAUCCAAAGCACUUUUAUUCAGAAAUGAACCCCACUGAGUUCAGUGGGCUUUACAACAGAGGCUGCAAUCCUAAUCCCAUUUACCUGCAAGUAAACUCUAUUGCAAUCAAUAGGAUUUACUUCCGAGUAGGCACAUUUCUGAUUGCAUUAUAAGUGUGCAUAGGACUAUAAUCCUAGUGCAGGUUUGCAAAAUUAUCUGGAUGUUGUUGGAUUACAAAUCCCAUCAUUCCUGGCUCUGCUGGCUGCAGCUGAGGGGAGCUGGGGUGCAACAAUAUCUUUAAAAACCACAAGUUUCCCCCUUCCUGCCCUAGUGUAAGAUGAAAGAUCAUCUUUAGAAGAACUAGGGCAGGGUUGGGGAAGCUUGCUCAGCUUGAAGGCUGUAUUGCCCUAUGGGCAACACACCUGGAGCUGCAUGUUGGUGGCGGAUGCAGCCAGAGGCAAAAUUGAGCAGAGCAACAGAUGUGACUCUCAAUUCACAUGACAAAAUAAUGCUCCAUCCUCAUUUGGGGUUCUAGAACAAUACUCAUGGGUCGCUAGUUCAUAUUUUUUUUCCCAAGAGAGAUGCCCCAAGGCUUCUUUUGUCAGCCGUGACAACAAUUUUGCUAUUUCACUUUUGAUACAUCCACAGGUUAGAAAAUUAGUCAAGAUGUUUUAAAAGAUGGCUUGGGAAAUAAGCAAGGGUGACCCUGAUUUGGGGCUUCCCAUGGGCAUAUGGAUGGUCACUGUGAAAGAAGAAGUUGAUGAGCCUUUGUUCUGAUCUAGGAGGGCUCCUCUGGUGUUCUUAAACAGAUAUAUCUAUAGCUAUAUGUCAUUUGAAAUGUAACAUUGCAUAAAGAGUACAUAAACUAAAUAGAACAUUGAGAACCCGCUUUGUCUUUCAUAACAUCUUUCUCUGAGUUUUGCCUUGUUGCUGCAUUGUUUACAGUUCCCCCCUCCCUCUAUAUCAUGUAGAAAUCUAUAUCUUCCAGAUCUAUGCAGCUGAUAAAGUUGGCUGUAGUCCACAUAAGCUUAAGCAACAAUAAAUUUUUCAGUCUAUAAGAUGCAACAUGUGUGUGUUCCUGUAUUUUUAUCUGCCUCUGACUAUGCUUGCUAUAAAGCCACUCCCGAGCUAAGGGGGGGGGGUUGCGGGCUCACGCCCCCAUCCCCAUUCUCGCGGGGCUGGCGCCAGCCCUGCAGGAUUUAGAGAUCCCAUUAUUAAUGUCCGGCAGUGCCAGCCAAUGGGCGGGCGCUGGGGGUGGGCCCACCGGAGGGCACUUAAGGUCAGGGCAGCCCGGGCUCGCCCCUUUUCCUCCGCUUCACCAGCCGCAGUUUGGAGCUGCAGUUUGGCUUUUCGUGCGUUUUUCUUUUGCUGCUUUGUAUUCUUUGUGGUUUUUUCGGAGGCCUCAGCCAACUCCUGCAGCCCACCUGCCUUUCUGUUUACAACUGGUGCUGGGGCAGAACUGCCUGUCCUCCUCCUGCUGCUGCUUAGUCUCAGGGAUGCCCUUGCAGAACUCAGCAGGGAGGAGGAUGGGACAAAGCAGGAAUUAGUUGGCUCUGCCUGUCACUCGCUCUGGCUCCACCUACUCUUGGCUUCUGGGCCUUCUGUACCAAUGAGGACCGGCCACCACUGCCUGUAGCAGACUAGUAAAACUAAUCCUCUUGAAUAAGGUUCCUAGAAAUCAAAGCAAACAUACCUUGUGACAUUUCUUUAUUACCGUAGUAGAAAACCUGUGACCCUCAAGCGGUUGCUGGACUUCAGCUGCCAUCAGACCCAACCAGCAUGGCCAGUGGCCAGGGAUGAUGGGGGUUGUAAUCCCCAGGUUCCCCACCCCUGCUUUAUGGGGUAAAGGUAAAGGUAAAGGGACCCCUGACCAUUAGGUCCAGUUGUGGAUGACUCUGGGGUUGCGGCGCUCAUCUCACUUUAUUGGCUGAGGGAGCCGGCGUACAGCUUCCAGGUCAUGUGGCCAGCAUGACUAAGCCGCUUCUGGUGAACCAGAGCAGUGCACGGAAACACCAUUUACCUUCCCGCUGGAGCGGUACCUAUUUAUCUACUUGCACUUUGACAUGCUUUCGAACUGCUAGGUUGGCAGGAGCAGGGACCGAGCAACAGGAGCUCACCCCGUCAUGGGGAUUCAAACCUUCUGAUCCGGAAGCCCUAGGCUCUGUGGUUUAACCCACAGCACCACCCGCGUCCCUUGCUUUAUGGGGUACUAUGCUUUAAUUCUCCUUUUUGUCAUGCAACAGGUUUGGUGAUGUGUUUGGAGUCUCAAGAGUCCCUGUAGUUUUCAAUGACUGGCAUGCUCACACUCUGUUUGUGUAACCAUUCUCUCAUUUGUUUUCUCAUCUGGGACCCUCUGUUCAUGAAUUGCAAGAGAUAAGACAAUGGCCAAUUCCACGCAGGCAAUUGCUGUGGAAUAAUCACAGUUCGCCCACUCACUUUUUAUAGGGCAUUUAAAUGACACCAUGAACAAAACACACCUACCUACUCAUCAGCUGGGAUAGCUCAGUCAGUAGAGCAUGAGACUCUUAAUCUCAGGGUUGUGGGUUCAAGCCCCACAUUGGGCAAAAUGUGGAUUCCUGCAUUGCAGGGAUAGAUUAUCCCUGUGGUUCUUUCCAACUCUGAGUCUAUGUUUUCCCUGUUGAGCUUCCAUUUUGCUACUUAGAAAAUCCAUUCUUUUUUAACACAACAAAAUAGCUUCCCCGGGUGUAGGCGACCUACUCUUCUGUUAUUCUGCUGGCUUGUGUAUAUUGCUGUAGCCAUUUCCUAGUUUGCUGUGGCCCAGUCUUUCCCAACCCAGACUACAGUUCCCAUCAGCAUGGCCAAUAGACAGCAACGAUGGGAUUUGUAGUUCCUGGUUGGUGUUCCUGGUGUUGAUUUUUUCAUGCUGAUGAUAAAACCAUAUCUUUGUUUAUAUCUGUGCAGAUCUAAGCAAUGAUGAAGACUAUGUCCAGUGGGAACUGCACCUUGAAUGUGCCAGCCAAAAACUCCUACCGCAUGGUUGUCCUUGGAGCCUCCAGGGUGGGCAAGAGCUCCAUCGUCUCACGGUUUCUCAAUGGCCGCUUUGAGGACCAGUACACACCCACGAUUGAGGAUUUCCAUCGCAAAGUCUACAACAUCCGGGGUGAUAUGUAUCAGCUAGACAUCUUGGACACAUCUGGGAACCAUCCAUUCCCUGCCAUGAGGAGACUUUCCAUACUCACAGGUUAGACAUGUGAUUGUGUGUGAGAGGAGGGGGUUACCAGGGGCUCCUCCUAGUGGACCCAAGUCAAUGCACAUCAGUUUGAGUAAGGAGAGGCAGGGGUUCAAAUCAGUCCCAGGUGCUUGCAAUGCCUGUUUGCAAGGUUUGGCUCAUGUUAUCUUUGUACUCCCAUUUCCAAGGAGUUGCCAGCUGGGAUCCACAGAAUUCAGCCACCUCCCUGUGCCCAAGAACAGUUUGGGUUUGGGUUUCCUGAACAAAGAGCUCCUGUGCUACAUGGCAAGGAGCUCUUAACUGAAAUAAGUUUCUGGAGAAGUGUCUGAUAUGGCUUGGGAGUCCGUAGCUCAAUGGGGUAAUAAUUAUAUAUAUAUAUAUAUAUAUAUAUAUAUAUAUAUAUAUAUAUAUGGCUGUAUAUGAGCCCUCUGACUGUUCUCCUAGAAUGGCUCUUUUUGCUCCUAGUUGUUGAUUCCCUAAUAUUUUGUUUAACAGGUGUGGCUGAGAGCCAAAAGUGCAGAAUAAUUAAAAUAAACUGGGGUAUUCUUUAAUUCAAUGAAAGAGGACCCCUUGCCAAUUGCUCUCUCUUUGGAGAGCCAUCUGCGUUCACCCACGAUAUGGAAUAUGCUCUCAUGGGCUGAUUUUUAUUGGGUGUCUCUAUGCCUCCUCUAUAGAAAAUGUAAAACACUGAGUGAGAUAUAAUAACUCUCUGGGCCCACCUUAGUAUUCCACUGAGAACAGAAAUGAGUCUGGUCAGGUCAAAACUGUAAGAAAACCAGGUAUCCAGAUAAUGAAAUCAUGCUAGGAUCGGCCCAUCCAUGAAGCAAACUGAGGCAGCCGCCUCAGGCAGCAGAAUCCAAGGAGCACCUUUGCAGGUGUGCUCUCCGCUGCCCCACCCCCACUGCCAGAGAAGCAAGGAGAUAUGGCUAUGGAGGCUUCUGGGUUCUGGCAAGAUCUCGCCACAGCCAUGAGAUCCCAGUAAAGGGGGGGGGGACAGGAGGAGGAUUUUGGCACACAUGCAAAAGUUUGAUAGACCUGUCAGUAUGUUGUUAUAAAACAUUAUUUUGCUAAAAAUCCAUGUCAUCUUAAUUCAUUCCAUUCUUUACAAUGAAAGCUCUGUAAAUAGCAUUCCUUUUAUCCAAACACAGGUUCUCUAAAUGUUUUGGUUAGACCAUAUGUUUGGUUAUAUCACAGAGUGAGGAAGUAUGCUUCUGAAUACCACUUGGUUGAAACAUCAGGAAGGGGAAGUGCUUUCGCACCCAGGUCCUGCUUCUCAUAGUGAUCUGGUUGGCCACUGUGGGAGCAGUAUGUUGGGCUAGAUGGACUACUUGUGUGAUCCUACAGGAUCUUCUCAUGUUCUUAAUAUAGUUGGGAUAAACAAAUCCUUUGCUGUGUAUGACUUUUCCAUUAUCUUUUCUAAGAGAGGUUGUAAUGGAUUGGCUUAAUUUGUUUCCCCCUCUUGAAAUAUUGCAGGAGACGUUUUCAUCUUAGUGUUCAGUUUGGAUAGCAGAGAGUCCUUUGAUGAGGUCAAGAGGCUGCAGCAGCAGAUCCUUGAAGUCAAAUCUUGCCUGAAGAACAAGACCAAGGAAACAGGUGACCUACCCAUGGUGAUCUGUGGCAACAAAAAUGAUCAUGGUGAACUGUACCGCAAAGUUCGCUCUGAGGAAGCAGAGAAGCUGGUCUCUAGCGAUGAGAACUGUGCUUACUUUGAAGUCUCGGCCAAGAAGAACACCAAUGUCAAUGAGAUGUUCUACGUUCUAUUCAGCAUGGCCAAGCUGCCCCACGAGAUGAGUCCCGCCCUUCACAGGAAGAUCUCUGUCCAGUAUGGGGACACCUUCCACCAAAAAUCCUUCAGGAUGCACAGGGUCAAAGAGACAGAUGCCUAUGGCAUGAUCUCCCCCUUUGCUCGCCGACCCAGUGUCAACAGCGACCUGAAAUACAUCAAAUCCAAAGUCCUCAGAGAAGGGCAAACGAGAGAAAGGGAGAAAUGCACUAUCCAGUGA